Molecule: messenger RNA, 2891 nt
Organism: Punctularia strigosozonata HHB-11173 SS5
Lineage: Eukaryota; Fungi; Basidiomycota; Agaricomycetes; Corticiales; Punctulariaceae
Exons: 4
Coding region: 305-2713 (802 amino acids)
Molecular function (GO): mRNA binding
Source: RefSeq, a predicted model, not a curated record
CCUCCAUGCCCAUCCCGACUUCAGUAACAUACCCAACGACAACGAUACACAGAAACACCAGGAUAAAUCGAAUCAGUACACGUCCGGUCCUUUCAGCGCCGGCACCACCUACGGUGCCUUCAGCAAUCCCCGCUCUCGUCAUACCCUCGCUGGAGCCAACUCGCUGGCUUACCGCGAUCAACAAGCCCCUUUGCGUCAAGGAUACGACCUUGGCCAGCCUUCAUCAAUCAACUCGCUCGCGGCUUUACAGUCGCAAUCCCCACCGUCAUCGCAAGGCGCGUUCGAGACGCUCCAUCCCCAACGCAUGCACGACUAUGGCGUACAACUCUCCGGACACAAGUCCUAUCCCACGUUGGACACGUAUGCCUCUGGACUUGGGUCCUCCAUGUUCCCGCCGGGGGUCAAACAUGGUUUGCUGCCCAACGGGCACGGCCUAACGCAACCUCGUAACUUCCAAAGCGGCCCGCAAUACCAUUCACAGACGCCUUUUGGACCUCAUCUUCCUGCGAACGGCUCUGCAGCAGGAGGGUCGGUGUUGUCUGCCCCCACAGUGUCCCAUGUCAGCGGAGGUCAAGGUUCCUCCCAAGAGGAGAUCUCGACGAUAUUCGUCGUGGGUUUCCCCGACGACAUGCAGGAACGCGAAUUCCAGAACAUGUUCACCUUCUCCCCGGGAUUCGAGGCCGCGACUCUGAAGAUUCCCAACAAGGAACUCACUGCGUACGGCUCCGGCGUUGGCCCGAUGCGCCCUAGCUACUCGCAAGGUUACCAAGGCCCGAACGAUCCAUACAACCUCGUUACCGUCAAUCAGGGAGGUGUCGUCGUUGACGGCGGUCGUGACGGUACGACUGCCUCGUGGCCGGCGGCGCCGACCCACGACGAUAGUCACUUCGUGCAAUCAGGCGCGACGAUGCCACCUCGCAAGCAGAUUAUUGGCUUCGCGAAGUUCAGCACUCGGUCGGAAGCGCUCGCGGCACGUGAUGUUCUCCAGGGCCGUCGCGUUGAUGCAGAGAAGGGCGCGGUGCUCAAAGCGGAGAUGGCGAAGAAAAACUUACACACCAAGCGCGGGGUCGGGCAAGCAUCUCUCCCCGGAAUGACCUCGCUACUGCAGGGUUCGGGGAUGACGACAGACAUGCUCAAUAAUGGGCUUGCGGGUCUUGGCUCCCCUACGUCAGCUGGUGAAGCUCUCAGCGCCCGCGAUCGCGAACUUGGACCGCUUGGGACGAUGGGGAUCGGCAGACGGGACCGCUUCAUGUCGGGGGAUGAGGACCCCGGUCGUGACGGUCGUCGCAGCGACCUCAUGGGGAUGAUGUCUGGUCUGAACCAGUACAACACCCGGGGACCUCGCGAACGCGCUGAAGAUGACGAGCGCGAACGAGAGAGAGCGAAGAGGGAGCUGCGCCUGAGACAGGCGAACUCCUCCGCCUACGAGGCUUUCCACUCUGUGCCUUCCCACCUUGUUCGCAGCCCCGAUGCGGCAAUGGCAGAGAACGGCGCUUCCUACAACGGACUGAACGCGCUCUCUCAUUCCCUCUCGGACGGCACAGGGAUGAGCGCUCCGUCGAACCCAUGGGGUAUGCCUACCCGUGAAGCUAUGGCCAACGGUCUCAACGGCAUCGCAGCGCGGCGGCAAGCUAUGCCCUUCAGCUCUUACCCGCAGCGUCCGCCCUCAGCGUCCCAAUCCUCCGUUCCCGACCAGGACAUUUUCCCGUCCACCGCAUCGCGCUCAACGUCCUCCUCUCAGAGCGGUCUUUCCGACCCGGAGCAUACGCCUCACACCAAUCCCGAUGCUGCCCUUUCGCCACCGACCGAUUUCUUCCUUCCCAUGGGGGUCUCACGAUCUCACGGACGUUCUCCGUCGACGGAAUCACAGCAGCUCCACGACGAUCAAAUUCAACCACUGGAUGCCAGCGGAGCCGGCCCGCAGAUGGGAAAUGAGCAACAGAUCACACACGCCAUGUCCGACCUCGCUAUCGGAACCGAGACUGGGUCAACUUCUCCCGACCUGCCCUCUCCUACGUCGAACGCGAGUUCCGGCAAUCGCAACGCCGCCGACCAGAACCCUCCGAUCAAUACGCUCUACGUCGGCAACCUCCCCGCGUCGCCGACGCAAGCUGGCUAUCCCUCAAGCCAUCUUGAAGAUGGUUUACGCGAUUUGUUCUCGCAACAGCCGGGGUUCCGUAAGCUGUGUUACCGACAGAAGAGCAACGGACCGAUGUGUUUCGUCGAGUUUGAGGAUGUCUCUUAUGCCACCAAAGCUCUCAACGAUUUGUACGGCAACACUGUCAACGGCCUCGUGAAGGCUGGUGGUAUCCGACUCUCCUACAGCAAGAAUCCGUUGGGUGUUCGAACCCCAACGAGUGCAACACACGGGUCGAAUUCUGGCUCUCCAUUCCAAUCGGAUGCCUUCCUCCCGAGGUCGUCCGCCGUCGAUAUGGACGCCACGCCACGGCGCGACACCAUCGGCUCGUCUUAUUACCAGGCAAUGUCGACGCAGCCUCCGCGUUUCUCCGCCGGCCCUUCGUCUUCCAUCUUCGGCGUUCAGAACGCUCAGCCGACAUUCCCUCGUGGCAAUUUUGGUCCCGGUCCCGGCAAUUUAUCCACGUCCUUCUCUCCCUUUGGCAUAUCAUCGUCCCCGCGACCAAUACCCGACGCCAAUAAUAAUGAACCGAACGACCACCUCGUCGCCUCGAUUUCCGCCCUGACAUCCACGUAGAGGUUUUUCAAGACGCAUAACCAGCAUCCAUAUGUACUACUUAACUAUGUCAUAUCCACCCAUUCUCCCCAUUUCGGGUUUCCUAUGUUACUUUCGGACGCACCAUCCUUCGGCCCUUCGCAUGUCAUAUCACUGUCCUAUUAUUGCGCCCAACAUCUGCAAUCGCUCCCAACCCAAC